UUAAAAAUGGGCGGGGUCACACGCUGCCUCGCCAUCCUCUGAUUGGCUGCCGGCGUCCUAUUAUGAUAAUGAGGAGGGCGUGUCCCGGGGCCGGAGCCGCUGCCUGCUCUGAGCUGCCUCAUUGUGUCGUUUGGACCCGGACUGGACGCACCGCCGCCCUGUCUGCACUCCUGUGAGCGGCCGCUGUGUGUCGGUGGAUUUAUUCCCGGAGCUGUGGGGAGCUGCAGGAGGAUUUUGCUGCCGGUUUGUUGGAACUAAGCAGAGCGGUGCUUUGGAUUAAUGUGAAGGGCUGGAGACGGAGCGGAGUCCGGCUGCCGGUGCUCCGCUGCUCCCGGAGAUGUGCAGGAAGGAAGAUUUAUAAACAGAAGAAUUAAUCAGGGCUGGAACCUACAGCUGGAGUCUGGACUUCUUCUUCCUCUGCCUGGAUUUGGACAUUUCUGCCUCACUCACUGGCUCUGCUGUGACGCUGCUUGUGAUUGGACAGUCCUGAAUUCAAGGACGUCUGAGGGGGUCCACCCCCGCCUCCCGACUCUGAACUUCACCGCUGUCAGCUGACCGGCUGGAGGCUCCACCUGCAGAUUCUCACCCUUUGACGUCCAUCAUGACUUGCUGACAUCAUCGCCACCUGCCCCCACUCUUUCCACCAAAAAUGGCCUCGACCACCUGGCUGUUGCCGUGGCGGCCGCCGCCACCAUCGUCGUCGCUGCUGCUACUGCUCAUCACGCUUGCUUGCUGCUCUUUGUCCGAGUCGGCCUCGACCACGUCCUUCCCCAAAGACCUGCAGCCGAUCAGUGUGGUCAGCUGGGAGCAGUCGUAUCAGUAUCCUGGUUUCCACGGUUUGCUUCAGGACAAUGACACGCAGCGUCUGGGUUUGGACUUUCAGAGGAUGUUACGGAUCAAUCACAUGUUGUACAUCGCAGCCAGGGAUCACGUGUUCGCUGUGAAUCUGACGACGGCUUCAGACGACUUCGUCCCGCAGCUGAAGCUGACAUGGAAAUCCAAAGACGUUGGCAAGUGUACGGUCCGAGGGAAGAACAGCGACGAAUGCUACAACUACGUUAAAGUCCUUGUGCCCCGAAAUGACGAAACUCUAUUUGCUUGUGGCACCAACGCUUUCAACCCAACCUGCCGAAACUACAAGAUGACGUCCUUGGAGCAGGUCGGUGAGGAAGUGGUCGGUCAAGCUCGAUGUCCCUUCGAGUCCGGUCAGUCCAACGUCGGACUGUUUGCUGGUGGAGAUUUCUACUCAGCCACUAUGACGGACUUUCUGGCGAGUGACGCCGUCAUCUACAGAAGUCUGGGAGACGGUCGACCCGUCCUCAGGACCGUCAAAUACGACUCCAAGUGGCUCAGAGAGCCUCACUUUCAGCAUGCCAUCGACUACGGUAACUACGUCUACUUCUUCCUGAGUGAAAUCGCAGUGGAGUACACCGCCCUGGGCAAGGUGGUGUUUUCUCGAGUUGCCCGGGUUUGUAAGAACGACAACGGAGGAUCUCCAAGAGUCCUGGAGAGAUACUGGACGUCCUUCCUAAAGGCCCGGUUGAACUGUUCGGUUCCUGGAGAUUCCUUCUUCUACUUCGAUGUUCUUCAGUCUCUCACCAACGUUCUGCAGAUCAACCAGAGACCUGCGGUGGUUGGAGUCUUCACCACUCAGGCCAACAGUAUCCCCGGCUCAGCAGUUUGUGCCUUCUACAUGGAUGACAUCGAGAAAGUCUUCAACGGCAAGUUCAAGGAGCAGAGGACCAGCGACUCGUCCUGGACUCCGGUAGCCGACGAACAGGUUCCCCGACCGAGGCCCGGUACUUGUGCAGGUGACGGUCCGGCGUCAGACUACAAAUCGUCGGUUCAGUUUCCUGAUGAGACGCUGACCUUCAUCAAGUCGUAUCCUCUGAUGGAUGAAGCUGUUCCCUCCGUCAAUGACCGACCCUGUUUCACCAGAACAUCCAGCAGGUCCAAGUUGACCCAGAUCGUGGUGGACGUCUCAGCCGGGCCCUACAAGGACCGAACUGUGAUGUUCCUGGGCUCAGACGACGGACGAGUCCUGAAGGUUUUGGCGAGCACGCAUCCAAAUGACAGCUUCGGGUCCAAACUGCUGGAGGACAUCGACGUCUACAACCCGUCCAAGUGUAACGUUCAGGGUCAGGAGGACAGGAGGGUUCUGGGUUUGGAGCUGGACAAGGACCAUCACGCCUUGUUCGUAGCCUUCAGCAGCUGUGUUAUCCGAGUGCCGCUCAGCCGCUGUGCUCAACACGGAGUCUGUAAAAAAGCCUGCCUGGCCUCCCGUGACCCGUACUGCAUCUGGCUUCGGACCGGGAGUUGUGCCAACAUGGCGCCGGGUUUCAAGGCGGGGUUUGAGCAAGAUAUUGAGGGCGACCACUCGUUUCACCCCGACAGCUGCCACGCUGACGUGCUGGCGACGACAAGGAACCAGGAGUCUGCAGCCGAUUCGGCGUACGGAGUCCGUCGCCUCCCAGAGCUGGACCAGCGAGCCGGUGCUAACGUCCACUACACACUGCUGAUCGCCUGCGUGCUGGUGGCCUUCUUCCUGGGUGCCAUCUUGUCGGGUUUCCUGGUGUCGUGCUACUGCAGCCGGAGCGCCGCUCACCGGGCCAGGAGGAUGGGGAAGGACCCCGAGGCGUCACUGCCUCACGCCCUGUCGCUGAGGUCGCUGGCCAAGCUCAAUGGGUUGCUGGACGGGCAGCCGAAGGAGGACAAACUGGACGUUUCCACGCCGAAGAUGUACAGUUCCUUCAUCCCCAAUGGCCGGGCUGAGCCUCACCUCCACACCCCCGGACACCAGGGCCUGCCGCUGGGAGACCCUGACCUCAGCCUGUCCCAGUCUCUCUCUCAGGCGGAUGGAGAACUCUCUGGCCUGCCUACACCUGACUCCACCCCGGAGCUCCCAAUCAAGAACAUGAAGGCCCUGCGGCACCAUCAGUACGAGAAGAACCAGAACUGCAACAACGCCAAGGACAACAACCCGAAGUCGGGGUCAAGCUGCUCUGGAUCCAAUUUGGGAUUCAUGGCCGUCGUUGGGAACUCUUUGACCCAGCAGGUGUAUCCAUUCUCUCAUCACCACGGUAACAGUUUGAGCAACGGCUCAGCCCUCGGAGCUGGCGCCUCCUCGACUUCACUUCACCUCCCCGAGGAGAGGAAGAUCUCAAAUGAUGAGCGAGCAGCAGCAACAGCAGCAGCAGCAGGAGGUGGUGGAAGCGGAGGUGGAGGAGUCCCACAUCACCACCACUCCCAGCAGUCCCUCCCCCAGACGGUGGUGGAUGUGUCUGCACUGGACGAGUUGCUCAAACACAUCCACGAGGUCAGCGCAUCGGGAACAGGAGGCAUCAAGGUCCUCACCUCCACAUCCUCCUCCUCCCUGUUCCCUGGGCCGUCCUCCUCUGCCUCCACCUCUGGAGGGCAUCAUCAUAAUCAUCAUCACCACCAUCAUCACAGUCAUCACAGCCAGACCCGUACACACCACUACAACCACAGCCAUCACCAUAGUAACCACCACAACAAUAACAGCAGCAGCAGUCACCAUCACCAGCAGCAGAUCCCUGAGACGGAGUCAGCGCCGUAUUAUAGCACCUCCACCCUGCCGAGAGAUGGCCUCCCCAAACGCCUGGACGCACCUCCUCAAAACUCUACUUCAUCGUCUGCCACCUCCUCAUCUUCAUCCUCCUCUUCUUCCAACAACCCCACAUCCUCCACCUCCAUCCCUUCUUCCUCCUCUUCCUCCUCCUCCACUCCACUCCAGCAGCAGGUGAUUCCAGAAAGACCUGGAGGAGGAGGUGGCGGCGGCGGCGGCGGUGUAUCUGUGGCUCGCCACCACUCUCAGCGCCACUCCCUUAUUAAGAUGGGCAGCGGAGGUGGCGCUGUACCCCGUCACCACAGCUUCAACCAACGGGGGACACACGCGCACUUUCUAGCCAGGAUGAACACCAACAGCAGCUGCAACGUCAACCCGGGCGCUAGUGCGGCAGCUAACACAAACAUCAGCACCAACGGCGAGAGCCAGCGGGCGUCAGUCGCAAGCACCUGCCUCACACGGCAGCACAGUUACAGUGGAGGGCCACACAUGCAACGGGCAGCAAUCGUCAGGAGAACAGCGUCGCUUAAACCCCAAGUCCCUCCAAAACCACUUUUCCUGCCAAAUACAGCAACUUCACCCGUAGCAGAGGCAGGAAAGUACCACUACUGAGACUGUAGGGGGAAGUGGCGCCACUCCAACAUGGCCGCUGCAGUCCUCAUCGAGAAAAGCACUUCGAAACGCCUGCUGGGCCUAUAAGAAAUGACAAAAAGAGAACACUGAUGGGCCAGAAACAAACAAAAGACAAUUGUCCCCAUCACUCCUCAUUACAACCCGUCAGUUGUGGUUAUUUUCCUGCUGCUGAGGGGACGCCGUCUGUCGCCUCUCUGAGUCACGAACGCCGCCUCACAGCCACAAAGACAGACACUCUGUGGAUCGCCAAAUAAACAACAUCUCUGACUCAUUUCUUCAGAGGUCGAGGCUCAUAACAAACUGCGGAUCAAAACCAGCUCAGACGAGAAACAUUCCAAAAGCAGGCCGAAAGAUGUUAAAGAUUCAAAAGGAGUCCCCAAGGCUCGAGGUGGCCUGAAAAAUUCUGGAUUAAUGCAGUUUCUUAUGAGCGCUUUGAUCUAAUGUCCCCGGUUGUUGCACCUUGGCACGUGGCCCAGAUUUCAUUUGCAAAGAUUUAAAAAGCAGGGAAUUGGACUGCUGCAGACCUGACAUGAACUGAAUCUGGGAGUGCUGUAUUGCUGCGAGUCCGACGAUGGCAUUUCCUUUCCACAGGAGAUAUCACACUAAAAUCAUAUUUAAAAAACCCCAGUGGAUAAUUCUUACCUUUGCUUUGUUUGUUUCUGAGUCUGCUCUGGAAAAUUGAAAUCGACAGGAAAUCUUCACUCUGUGGAAGGAAGGAAAAAACAGAAACGAGUUGAAGGGAGGAGACGAAACUGCAGUUUUUGUUGUCAUGCACUCAAAAGAGAUGGAGAUUUUUGCAGACCAACACUUCAGCUACACUCAGAGGGAAAAGACACUAAUGCUGCCUGAGCUGUGGGAUCGCAUAUAAGUGUCAAAACCCGGCAGCCGAUACCCUGACAGUACACAAACACCAGAUGAAUGCUCCUUUUUAUACCAUAUUGGUAUCUAAACAACAAAAAGCAACCCAGCAGGUGAUUGAGGAGGAUUUCUGAUAAAUGCUUCUCUUAAAUUACUAAUUCAUGCUCUCAAUACACUUAAUGCUCCCACAGUUUAAUCAUUUGCAAUUAUCUAAUUGAUCCUCUUGAAUUAAUAAUUGCCCUCAAAUUAUUUAAUUUGCCUCCUGCGUAUGUCUUCACCAGGGAACAUCUGCAGGAUCUAUAAUGUGUUUAAUGUGGUAUCGAAUUCAGCUGUAUUAAAUGCUCUGCUGUUUGUCAGAAUUUUUUCUCAUCACCUGCUGAGUGCCACAGCUUUUGACAGGAUGAAAUGUAUCGGAGAGUUUGGUUCACCCAAAUUACAGCAAGACACGUUUUCUCGCUCACGUUGUUGUGCAGCGGUUUCCAGAGUGGCUGUGAAAGACGGAUUGAGGGCAGUGCAGGGGUCGCUCGGGUUUGUUGUUUCAUUAAUUGCAGUUUUAUCUUCAGACAUAUCGUAAAGGAAAAAAACAUGCAUCAAAGGUAUUGUAGUAGCAAGACUAAGGCCAGUGUUAAGACUUGAUUAUACUCCCUUGUGAAUGUGCACACGUGCGUGAGGUUUGCUUGGAGCAGUCCAAUUCAUACGUAACCCCACACAGUAAUGGAUUUGGGAAGAUAAUUUAAUUUAUGUCAUGCAGAUACAGAAAAUAUUGCACUAGUCUUAUGGUUUGCGUCCACAGGGGCGUUUUUGGAAGAAAGGGGUUGCACCAUUUCCUACAACAGAUGUUAACAGCUUUUCUCCAAUACCAGCUACACACUCCGGCAACAAACAUUGUUUUUUUUACUUUCUUUUAAACUACAAACACCGUACUGACUGCGUUUCUGGAAACAUCUUGAGAAACAAGCUGUUUAGGUGCUGAAUUUGUCUUUUAUUUUACAUCAACAACAGUUAGUUUAGGAGUUUCCAGAGGUGGUGAGUUGCAGCUGGAAGCCCCUUAUUUGCAUAAAGUAGUCAAGAUCUUAAAAUUCUACAAAUGAAGAAAAUCCGACAUGAAGCCCCGUCUUUUAAAACGCAACAUGCUGCUUCCAGAAUGUGACUUUGUACACAGACAUCAAAUGGAAAAUGUGGAAAGACGGAUCUUGUUGAUGCAAACUGUUAUGCUAAUCUGUAAGUACGUAAGGGUUCGCAUGACAUAAACUUUGUCGGCUUCCCAAGUCCAUUAAAGUAUGUGAAGCUCCAAAUUUGCAGCCUACAUAUAGCUUUAACUUUAAAAUUGUAAUACAAAUCUGAAUUGGCCAUAGGUGUCAGGUCGUGAUUGUGCCCUACAAGACUUUCUGCAGGAUAAAGCAGGUAUUGCAAAUGGACGGAUGUAAUUUGCAAUAUCCAUAAAAAAUAAUCACAAUUAAAUAUUUCCCCAAAACUGUUCAGCCCUCGACCUGUCCAGGGUGUACCCUGCCUUCGCCCGCGUCAGCUGAGAUAGGCUCCAGCACCCCCCGCAACCGUAGUGAGGAUAAAGCAGUGUAUAGAUGAUGGAUGGAUGGAUGGAUGUUCAGCCCUUUCAUUGGUUAAUAGAAAAAUUCAAACUACAGGAAAAGUCUGCGGAUCAGUAGAUUAUUAACAUUUAUCCUCACUCAGACAUAAAAUUCUGCACCAAAUAUGUCCAUUAGUCCAACAGCUGUUGAGAAACUGACCUGCACGACAGCCUGCACACCUUUAAACAUCAGUGUUAUUUGUUCAAAUUCAGUCUAGUUGCUUGUGUCUAAAGUGUCACUAUGUGUUACUGAAGUUUCUGUGGGUUUAAACUACUUUGUGAACCGCUGCUCUUGUGGUGUCCAGCUGUGCAGAUCGACCGAGUUUGAGAUUUGUGUGUCAGAUUCAGUGCAACACUGUGUAAUCCACAAAACACACUGGACACAGCUUUUAGAAGGAGUAAUUCUUCAGUCGUACUAGUUUUUAUACCGAGUCAGAGUCACUGUGAACAAGUAAACCCAAAUUCUCUGUGUAGCUGGACAGCACAAGGGGCGAGUGAGAAUAUGUCGGUUUAUUUUGGUGGUAAUUUGGGUGAACGUGUUCUUGUCGAGUCAUUUUACUUCCUUCACUUUGACAGAGUUUCCAGUACGACCACAGUCUGCUGCCGACUACAGUCUGUGGGGGUGUUUCUUCGUUGAUGCUCUAAAAACACCCGACUGUGAAGCGAAUCUGCUGUUUCCUGGUUUACUUUUACCUCCCAGUGUUUUAAGAACUCUUUCUAUUCUGUGGCUGCUUGUUCUGCCUGUGCUCUCGGCCUGCAGCGGUCGAAGGUUAACACGACAACACGCAGGCAACAUCUUAAGGCAACGGAGACGAGCGAUACUCCCAGCAGCAGCAAUAAAAGUUGGCGACUGGGUUGGAGCGAAAAUCCCUGUAAAUCAAAGAAAAAGCUGCGUGAAGCUGAAGUACAGAUGGUGGAUCCAAAGAGCUGCGAGUUGGCACUCUGUGUUGCCUUGACAUGUUGCUGUGCAGGUUUGGUAAAGAUUGAAAAAUGAAUGUGAUGAUUUUAAGAUGUGGAAAGAUUAAAGAAGCAGUACUGAUCCUCAUGCCUGAAGGUAGGCUGAUUCUGAAGAACUGGCUGCUCUGCAUAAUUUAACCUGUUAGCUGCAUAAGUGACGCUAUAUUACUGGUCAAAAGAGACAAUUUUGGUUCGAUUCUGGUUUCCGACUUUUGCAAUAAACAACAUAAACUAUGAGGAAAAACACCUGAGCUGCACCACAUGGAAGGUUAAAACAGUGGGACAAUUAAAAGCUACAAAAACAAGCUGCACUGAUUAAAGAAAGAAAAGGUGCUGACUUUUUCUUUUGUUUCUGCAAACCCUGUGACGGUGCAUUUAGGGAGGCUCGGAAAUCUGCAAAAACAACAACAACAAAAAAGAAUUUAUGAGAUAUAUAUAUAUGAGCCAGAACAUUGGCAAUAAACAACCAUCCUUUGAAUGUACACAUAAUAAAAUUCUAAUUUUUAGAAGCUUGGGGAUGAUUUAAGAUUUCUAAUAAUGCUACAAUUUUAGACAGAAAGGAGCAAACUAAAGAUGAUUAUGGGCUAUUUUUAAUGCUCCAGUUGAGAAUAGUGUUUUUGUGCAAGUUGUAACGGAGCUGCAUGAAGAGUCGGAUGAAUUUGAGCAUUUGCUUAUGCAUGUUUAUGGAGUCAUUACAAUCUGCACAAAAAGCUGAAAAAAAGUAACAGUUGACAUCUGCUUUGAAGCCUAAAAAUAGUUUUUUUUUUCCUUGUAAUUUGCAAAGAAAAAGAAACCAACUAAAAGUGUUAAUUGUUGUCCACACCUGUGUUGUUAAAAACUGAUUUCCAAGAUGUACUUUUUCCAUCCUGCUAAAACAUCCAUCCAUCCUCUAUACACCGCUUUAUCCUCACUAGGGUCGCGGGGGGUGCUGGAGCCUAUCCCAGCUGACUCAGGCGAAGGCAGGGGACACCCUGGACAGGUCACCAGUCUGUCGCAGGAAUACAUAUACAGACAAACAAUCACUGUCACAUUCACACCUACGGGCAAUUUAGAGUUAUCAAUUAACCUCAGCAUAUUUUUGGACUGUGGGAGGAAGCCGGAGUACCCGGAGAAAACCCACACGUGCACAGGGAGAACUCCGUGCAGAAAGAUCCCGGGCCCAGGCCCGGGAUUUGAAUCAGGGAUCUUCUUGCUGCAAGGCGAAAGUGCUAACCAGUACCCCACUGUGCAGCCCCCCUGCUAAAACAAAUUUAAGUAAUUUAAUUUAAUAAAACAAGUAACCUAUUGUUCUCUGUGAAUGAUCAUCUUAGAUUGACUGAAACUAAGUUUGGAAGGCAGGAAAUCUCUCUAAAAACAAAUGCACAGAAUAAUGUGAUUGGAUGAAAUAAAAUUUUUACUCAAGGUCCACUUACUGAGCUUUCUGCUUCACGUUUGCUAACAGUUCUGUGCUAUAAAUAGUUGUGAACCACUUCUCUGUAAUCAUAAUCUUCAAAAAUCCGCCCACCACCAUGCUAGCUGAAUCAGUUUGGGAAGACUGUGAGGUGCUUUUUUUAAAGUCCUGGACAAAGCUAGGAAGCAGACCCAGAGUUAACACAACUAAAUUUCCUCGUUAAAGAACGCCCGUUUUCUUAUUUUGUGCAAAACAUCAGCAGGAAAAUAAGAUUUCUUAGACAUCCUAGUAGAAAAAAGGCAGAUCAGUAAACAACAAACAAACUUUUUUCAGUUCACUUUGAAGCGUCUGUUUGGUUCCCGGCAGCCGGUGAGACAGAUAAACAUCUGGCAGUCGGUUUUGGUUUUAUCUGACUCGCUCAGCCGGCCGGACACACACUCCCCGAGCAGAUUAAGCAAUAACGAAGUGGCGGUGAUGCUGCAGGAGAGUGUUGGUGAAGUCAGAUCCAGACAGGCCGAGAUGCCUCUGCACCAAAUGAUGCAACCUUGAGGCCCCCAGCCGUCGAGGGCGGAGGUGCUGAAAUCUGGGAUGCUGUAAAAGUCACGGUGCAUCAGGCCCUUCCAAACCAGACUCACUAGUCUUGUUCAGGUUUAAUAAAAGAGGACAAGGAAGAAGUUUGAUUCCUACUUACUGUAAAGGGGAGAUUCAUGUCAGGGCCUCAGUUUGAGGAGGUUACAUCAUCCUCUUUCAUCUCCGACCCCGAAUCUCUCGUCUGACUGGAACUGCCGUUUGAUGUAGUGUUGUUCUGGUUGCUGGAAGGCGGCUGCCUGCAGGAAUCAAAGUCGAAAUUAAUGGGUCGUGUUCACUAAAUCUGCGCUACAACCCUCAGUGGCUGAUUCUGUAGUUUCUACGGCAGAACAAACAACAUUUUAAAAAGGGUGGCUCAUAAUGAGAGGGCUGGUUCUGUGCCACAGAAGAGGUUAGAAGUCUGCUCUGUGAGUUUUGAAUCACUUACCCCACUUAAUGCAGAUUGUGAAACCACUGCUGAGCAAUUUUUCAAGGCAAAGUACUUUCUAGAUUCUCUCCUUCGUGCAGUGAUGCAAAACAUUUCCAUAAAACAUAUUUCUGUAGGAAGUAGUGACCGGUUUGUCCUUUAUGGGUGCAUUCGAGGACCAUUCGAUACCCCAGAAAUCUCAGUCUGAUGGUAAAAUACGCUGCUGGAUAUUUAAAAUGCUGACCGACAAUUAAACGUGGAUGUCAGAAAAACAAUCAUUGUUUGCUGAAAAUAAAAGUUUUGUUCAGGCAUUUGAAGCUGAAGUCUCUGAUGUCAGACUGUCCUUGAACACUCCAACACAGAGAGUUUUCGGUCUUUGAUGAUUAAAACUAUAAAUACAAAAGUGCUCAUUGUCUGCACAUUGAUUUUCCAUAAAGUCGAACCAACCAACAAAAGAAAAUGCCUCCCCUGUGGCUGUGAGAUGAAGGUGAAAGCUCAUAAAGAAGGACCAAAACAUUGUUGAAUCAGAAUAAAAAUGUCAAAUUUCCACUGUUUCUUGCUUCUCCAGAAUAAUAAUCUGCUGCUGUUCUCUUCUCAAUGUAUACUGAAUACCUUAAAGAAUGGACUAAAUAUUGGGAUAUGCAACUAACACUUCACAUAAUUAGCUCUCUAAUUGAAGAAAAAAAAUCACCAUAUUAAUGGAAAAAAAAUUUUUAAAAUGCUAAUUUAGUAAUUAUUUAGUACCAACCAAAGAGUCUAAAAUUGUCAAAUAACAAAAACUGGGAUUGAUUGUCUUGUAAUAUUUGCAAUUUUGAUGCAUUUUUCUUCAGGUGUUUCCUGAUCUAAACAAAAAAAAAUGCACCUUAAGUUUGAAACCUUUGUGGAAAGACUUGUCCUAUUUCUCAGAUAUGUACAGGAGCACAGAGACAAUAAAGUCUGAUACUAGAAACUAAGGAACAGCCAAAAGUACCUGAAUGGUCCUUUGAAUGGUCCUACAAAGCCUCUCCAUGUUAUCGUCACUUUUGCACCAAACAGGACACACAUGCAAUCAGCCAGCCUGGUUUCCAAGAAGCUACAAUAAAAGUGAACAGUAGUACAAGGUCAGGAAUUUCACCUACAGACAUCAUCAUUUCUAAAUGCUUUUACUUUGAAAUCUAACUGUGACUUGCUCCAAAAUAUGAUUUGAGAAAGAAAACUAAGGGAUCUGCACUCAUAGAGAGCCAAAAAGACAAACUGAGGAACAAGACUCUUCAUCUGUCAGAAGGCUGCUGAAGCUUAAUUAAAAGGAGAAGCUGACGUUCACUUGUAUUCCGACUGAUUAGGAAUGUUUUCUCUGGGUGCUACUGUGGGGACGCUGGCUCAUUUUAUAAAAGGGUUUUUGUAUGAGGAUGCACUUGUAACCUUGAAAAUAAAUUUGUUUAUUCAUUUCGUGGUUCUCGUCCUCUAAACGUGCUCUCUGAGAUUCAGCUGGAGAGGCGGAGGGGGAACAGAGACGCUGUGACACGACUGAAUAUGGACUCACAGCGCCACCCGGUGGGCCACACCAGAAUGACAAUGUAAUAAUGUCAAACACUAUUAUGUUUACCUUACUGCUAUUAAUUAACAAUGUGGAUGAUGGUGUAAAUAAAGGCUACUGUGGAACAUUAA
Molecule: messenger RNA, 11650 nt
Organism: Acanthochromis polyacanthus (spiny chromis)
Lineage: Eukaryota; Metazoa; Chordata; Actinopteri; Pomacentridae
Product: semaphorin-6D-like
Exons: 23
Coding region: 650-4198 (1182 amino acids)
Biological process (GO): neural crest cell migration; axon guidance; semaphorin-plexin signaling pathway
Molecular function (GO): chemorepellent activity; semaphorin receptor binding
Source: RefSeq, a predicted model, not a curated record